AGCCAUUUCGCCGCUGACCCUAGGUCCUACCAUUUUAUUUUUUUUUUUAUUUUUUUUUGAAUAUAUUCAUUAGAACAUAACAAAAAAUGUCAACCUAUCGUGUGUUUUCUCCUAAAUUCUUGAGCAAGCUCAACACCACCAAACUUGUGGAAGGCGAUAUUAAGGCUCAAUUGGUUCACAAUGCAGAGAAAGGCAAAUCAUUUUGGAGACCAGCUCAAGUGUCUAAGCGUGUACAAAACGAUUUGAGAAAGGCCUGUCUUCAACAAGGUGUGGAACCUACAUCGAUUGGAUUAGCUGCACCUACUCCCGCCAAACCAUUACGUUAUAAGCCCAACAAGUUGGAGAAACACGAACGUAUGCGUGCUGAAAGACAAGCCAACAUUAAACGUAAUUUGGAAAAGAUGCCUCAAACUAUUCAAGCAUGGAAGGAGGACAAGUUGAAGGAAUUAGCAAAGCAAAAGAGUUCCAUGCCCUUUUAAAUCUUUUUUUUUUCCCAGUCAGUAGAAUUAUAUACACACCCUCUUAUUUUGUUACAUGCGCACAACAAAAAAAAAAAAAUUGUAAAAUAAAAAUCUUAAAAACAAGAAA
Mucor mucedo is the source of this 588-nucleotide messenger RNA. RefSeq lists its product as uncharacterized. Bases 87 to 479 code for a protein of 130 amino acids. NCBI's taxonomy places the organism in Eukaryota, Fungi, Mucoromycota, Mucoromycetes, Mucorales, Mucoraceae. The transcript has 2 exons. The record is from RefSeq and is a predicted model, not a curated record.